AUGUCUGGAAGGAACCAGGUUGGAGAAACUGAUCAAAAAUUCCCGUCAAAGGAAGAGAAGGGGUUGGAUCUUUCUGUGAGAUCAGAAGCUUGGAAAUUCCUCACCGGCUACUAUCCCUGGAAGAGUUCCUACGAUGAGAGGCUCACCACCGACAGCAUGAGACGAAAAAGCUAUGAGUCCCUGUGCACCAUGUACUCCAAGAUCGAACCGCUGCUGGAGACGGAGCAUCGAGACUUCACGGAAGUCCAGAACGUUAUACAAUACCAACAAGGUUUCCAUGAAAUGCUCCUUCUCUUCAGGCUGCUUGUUGAAGAGGAGCACGAGAUCUAUUGGCUGUUCCAGUUUUUCCUACAAAAAACGGAGAACAGCUGCAUCAUCAAUGUUGGGGUGCAGAAGAAUCUGGUCAUGCUGAACGCCCUGAUUACAUUCAUGGACCCAACCUUUGCAAAACACCUGGAUAAAUGCUGGGGUCACGAUUGA
This is a messenger RNA of Thamnophis sirtalis, 480 nucleotides long. The record is from RefSeq and is a predicted model, not a curated record. NCBI's taxonomy places the organism in Eukaryota, Metazoa, Chordata, Lepidosauria, Squamata, Natricidae.